Molecule: messenger RNA, 1896 nt
Organism: Wallemia mellicola CBS 633.66
Lineage: Eukaryota; Fungi; Basidiomycota; Wallemiomycetes; Wallemiales; Wallemiaceae
Product: gamma-glutamyltranspeptidase
Exons: 8
Coding region: 8-1714 (568 amino acids)
Biological process (GO): glutathione catabolic process
Cellular component (GO): plasma membrane
Molecular function (GO): glutathione gamma-glutamate hydrolase
Source: RefSeq, a predicted model, not a curated record
AUCGAUCAUGUUAGAAAAUAGAUUAAGACUCUCUUUGGUAGCCUUAUUGGCUGCUGCUGGUGCAUCCCCAUCGCCUAAAUCACCACUUCCGUGGUUUGAGGCAGGCAAGUCUGGUGCCAUCGUUUCAGAAAACAACCACUGCUCUAAUGUGGGAUUACAACUCUUAGGAGAAGGUGGUAGUGCAGCUGAUGCAAUUAUCGGCACAAUCUUGUGUGUGAACACGAUCUCCGCUUAUCACAGUGGUAUCGGUGGUGGUGGUUUUGCGCUUAUUAAAGAAGAAUCUGGUGACUACAAGUUCUUAGAUUUUAGAGAGACUGCGCCUGCAGCUUCUAAUAAGACGAUGUUUAUUGAUAAUCCACACAACAGCACAAUUGGUGGUUUGGCUGUCGGUGUACCAGGUGAAAUCCGUGGUUUGGAAUAUUUGCAUUCUAAUUAUGGUAGAUUGCCCUGGAGCCGUCCAUUCGAGAUCGCUGCUGAAGUUGCAGAAGGCUUCACCAUCGAGCAAGACCUUUCGGCUAAAAUCAAGUCGAGCGAUGCUUCUUAUGGCUUCCUACGUGAAGAUCCUCUCUGGAGUGAGGUCUAUGCGCCUGAAGGCAAGGUUCUCUCCUUGGGAGACACUGUCUCAAACAAGAAGUUAGUAGAUACCUACCGUAAAAUCGGUAAUGAAGGCCCCGAUACCUUCUAUACUGGUGAAAUUGCAGACAAUAUCAUCAAAGCUAUUCAAAAUUCUGGUGGUAUUAUGACACACGAUGACUUAAAGAACUACGAAAUCCUCGAGCGCGACGUACUCAGUGCAGACUUUGAUGCAUACACUGUAUAUAGUACUUCAGCGCCUUCAUCGGGUGCUGUCGUACUAUCUGCUCUCAAUACACUGCAACAUUUCGACGAGGAAAUUUGGCGAAAUGACAACCACACAGCACAAGCUCUGGUAGAAAGUAUGAAGUUUGCCUAUGGUAUCCGUGGUCAAUUGGCCGAUCCAAACUACGUGAAGAAUGUUUCAGAUAUACAAGCAUCAGCAAUUACCAAAGAAGCCGGAGAAGCAUUCUACAAUAGAAUUAGCUUGGACAAGACCCACGAGCCUGACUAUUACACCGUGGAGCCCCAGGAAUUGGUUGAAGCAGGUACAUCGCAUCUUCUGGCAAUUGACGGCACUGGUCUCGUAAUUUCUUUAACUACUACGGUAAACACAAUAUUUGCAAGUCAUGUUAUGACCGAAAAUGGUUUGGUUUUGAACAAUGAGAUGGAUGAUUUUAGCACCAAGGGAGAAUCAAACAGCUUUGGUCUUACAGCUUCAUCGGUAAAUUUCCCGGAACCUGGUAAAAGACCACAAAGUUCAAUUUCUCCGGGCAUAGUGGAAGACAAAGACGGCAAUGUUGUCUUGGUAUUUGGAAGUGCUGGAGGCAGUCAAAUACCUACUGCUAACAUUCAAACUGUUGUCAACUUCAUCAAGAAGGGUCUGCCUGUAGAAGAAGCUAUUGGUGCUCCAAGACUACACAAUCAGUUGUUACCAGCAAAAACAGUAUUGGAAUAUGCUGGUGAAUUUACCAGAGGAUACAGUAAUAGCACUGCACAAUACUUAAUAGAUAUUGGUCAUAACGUUACUUUCACCAGUCCUGGUGGUUCAACAGCCUGUGCUUUGAGCAGAAGCGAAGACGGUUCAUACGUAGCUGGUCCGGAAACUAGACUUUUCAAUUCUGGCGGUAAUUCUAUUUAGAGUCAUUUUUUUCCAUCUAGAUGGAUCGUACACUUUCGUUGUGCACCAGUCAAAAAUUUCCAUGAAAUAAUAAUAUACAUAAAAGCUUACCUUCACAAUCGAUCAGUCUGUCAUACUUAAUAAAUUUCACUCGUCUGAUUUGUCAGUAUUUUAAAAAUAACCCAAUAACAUUGCGAUGGCGC